Messenger RNA from Telopea speciosissima, 2382 nucleotides. Its product is annotated as receptor-like protein EIX2. The transcript is spliced from 5 exons. Bases 1 to 2382 code for a protein of 793 amino acids. Lineage: Eukaryota; Viridiplantae; Streptophyta; Magnoliopsida; Proteales; Proteaceae. The record is from RefSeq and is a predicted model, not a curated record. Gene Ontology annotation, molecular function: receptor serine/threonine kinase binding.
AUGAAGCUCCAAUCCAACAGACUCACUGGAGAAAUUCCUCCACAAUAUUCACAACUAGGGAAGUUGUCUAUAUUGAAUAUCAAUAGGAAUUCAUUGAACAGCUCGAUCCCAUCUGCAAUUUCCAGCUUAGGGAAUCUCACAAUACUGGACUUGCGGGACAACAGAUUUGAUGGUUCAAUACCCGAUUCAAUUGGGAACUUGAACUCACUGAUGGAACUUCAGCUGGGAAACAACAAAUUGAGUGGGAAGAUUCCUAGUAUGCCUGGUACCUUGCAGAUUGCUCUCAACCUCAGCAGGAACCUCUUGGAUGGGCCUAUCCCAGACACUCUGAAAGGCUUGAGUGCUUUAGAGGUUUUGGAUCUCUCACACAACAAAUUUACAGGUAAAAUCCCACUGUUUCUAGCCGAUCUCCAAAGCCUUACACUACUGUUACUUUCCAACAAUACGCUAUGGGGUAAUCGUCCAAACUUCCACCAGCGAGGGAUUGUUGUUGAUACCAAUGGAACUAAAGAUUUUUGGGGUGCCACGUUCUUGUCUUCAAUCUUAACUGGCGAAGAAGAUACUUCAGAUUUUGGAGGUGUAUAUCCAUAUCUGUAUAGCAAAGCUACUGAAAUUCAGAUUCGUAUGAUGCUUACUGUUAGAGCUAAAAUUCUGAUUCAUGCUUGUGUUCAUGUUUUAAGGUUAAGUUUUUUCAGAUUUACUUUCAGUAUUGGUGCUUCAUACAUAGAGGUGCCAACUGAGUCCCUUGAUGUCUCCAAAAAUUCUUUGACUUUCAUCCCUGAUGGGUUCAUCAGAGACUGUGGAGGGAUUAAUGGGCUUAAGAAAUUGAAUUUCAGUAUGAACAGGUUGUCCGGUUUCUUGCCUACUUUUGGUAAUUUUAGUGGGUUGCAGUAUUUGGACUUGUCUUUUAAUUCAUUCACUGGAGGUAUCGAUUCUCAAUUAAAUGGGUUAGUUGGAAUCAGAAGCUUGAAUCUGAGCUUCAACCAGUUCAUUGGCUCUGUUCCUUCCCAACUUGGUAAAGCCAUGGCUUUGGAAGAGUUGGAGCUCGCGAACAACCAAUUUAAAGGUCAAAUCACAGAAGAGCUCAUGAAUUACACAUCUCUAGUUCUGCUUGAUCUCAGUAGUAAUCAGCUUUCUGGGUCAUUUUCUGAUAGGAUAGGACAGCUCUCCAAGUUGGAAACCCUCCUUCUAUCCUCCAAUAAUCUUAUUGGAAGAAUUCCUGAGAAUAUUUCAAGAUAUCUGGGGAGUCUGAAUCUCAGUCACAAUAAGUUUAGUGGUUCAAUCCCAUCAGACCUUCUGUCAUCACCAAAUUUGCAGUAUGUUGAUGUGUCUCACAAUUUAUUGGAAGGGCCGAUUCCAUCGAACAUUUCACAGAGCUUGAUUUGGUUGAGACUUGGGAGCAAUUCUCUUGAUGGUACCAUCACUUCUCUGGCUGAUGGAAUGCUUUCAAAAUUGAUUUAUCUCGAACUCGAGAACAAUAGAUUGAAUGGGUCUAUUCCUCCAAAACUGGGAACUUUUCAGAGUUUAGCUCUGUUGAAUCUUGCUCAGAAUCAGUUCUCUGGUCCAUUACCGAAAGUGUUGGGAAAUCUUCAUCAACUUGAGGUUAUGGAGCUCCAAUCCAACAGGCUUACUGGAGAAAUUCCUCAACAAUAUUCACAACUUCAGAAGUUGUCUAUACUGGAUAUGAGCAGGAAUUUGCUGAACAGUUCGAUUCCUUCUACAAUUUCCAGGUUAGGGAAUCUCACAAUUUUGGACUUACGAGACAACAGAAUUGAUGGUUCAAUACCCGAUUCAAUUGGGAACUUGAACUCACUGAUAGAACUCCAGUUGGGAAACAACAAUUUGAGUGGGAAGCUUCCUAUUAUGCCUAGUAACUUGCAGAUUGCUCUAAACCUCAGCAGGAACCUCUUUGAUGGACCAAUCCCAGAUACUCUGGAAGGGUUGAGUGCUUUGGAGGUUUUGGAUCUCUCAAACAACAAAUUUACUGGUGAAAUCCCACAGUUUCUAACUGAACUGCAAAACCUUACACUACUGUUACUUUCCAACAAUCCGCUAUGGGGUAUUUGUCCAAACUUCCCCCCCUGGAUUGGUGUUGAUACGGAUGGAACUAAUGUUCUAAUAAUACCACACGAAGAAGAUCUCUCUCCAGAAAAAAAACCAGAAGAAGAAGAAGAAGAUCCACUGCCUAAUGCAUUGUAUUUCUAUAUAUCUUUUGCUCUUUCAUACCCUCUUGGAUUUUGGGGUGCCUGUGCUCCUCUUCUCCUCAAUCGUAACUGGCGAAGAAGAUACUUCACAUUUUUGGAAACAUAUAUCCAUUUAGGUUUAACAAAGCUAUCUGAAAUUAAGAUUCGUAUGAUGAAAUGUUGUUACUGUAAGAGCUAA